AUGUCACACAUGCCGGGGAAUACCGACCCGCCCAAGCAGAAGCACCAAGGGAUGUCCCGAUGGUGGCCUCUAGGCUUCUUCCUAGCCGCUAUUGUCUCGUUCAUCGUUGGCGGCGCGUUGGUUGGCGUCUGGGUUUCAAACGCGUCAGACUGCUUCGGCGACUCCAACUCUUACUAUUACAGUGAGGACGACGUGAAUUGUACCUCCAAACAGAACGGCGAGUUUUACGCUGCCGUCGCCUUUAUUGUUAUUGGCGCCGCCUGCAAAUUCAUCGGCUGGAUACUUCUCAUUAUGUACUGCGUGAAACGCCGCCGUUCUCUUCAGGAAGCUGCUGCCUCGACGUACUACACUAUUCCCAUGGACGCGCAGCACCAGUCUUAUGGCCCGUAUGGAGGCCAGACUCCUUACCCAUCUGCUCAGUACCCGCCUGCGUACCCUGCGCAGGAGUCUUAUCCCAUGCGGCCCGACGGCGCGUACCAGAGUCCGGCUUAUCAUGGCAAGGAGCUGCCUGCUCAGUAUGCUUAG
Penicillium maclennaniae is the source of this 525-nucleotide messenger RNA. RefSeq lists its product as uncharacterized. The record is from RefSeq and is a predicted model, not a curated record. The transcript has a single exon. The coding region runs from base 1 to 525 and encodes 174 amino acids. Lineage: Eukaryota; Fungi; Ascomycota; Eurotiomycetes; Eurotiales; Aspergillaceae.